AUGUUCGGGCGUCGGGUCUUCGCCAGCGCCCCGCUCCCCCGCCGGCUGUACGCCAGGCUGCACAUCCAAUCCAGCGCCCAGGCCGCGCGCCGCCUGCCCUCCCUCACCCCCCUGACCGCGCUGGAGGGAAAAAAAACGAAUGUUUUGAAUGCUCUAUCUCUCGCCAGCGCUCGGGAUGGCGCGGUCGGGGCAAAUUCGGUUUCUUCCCUAGCAAAGAUGGAAGAGCUCUUUGCGGUCUGGGCUCCGCUAGGGAACGCCACUGCGUUGGCGUUUAUGCAAAUGAGUGGGAAGGGCUUAAUAAGUUGGUGCAUGCCAUUAAUGAAUCUUUCCUUUCGUUUUAUUGAGACCGCACAGAAAAGAAUAUGA
Messenger RNA from Phytomonas sp. Hart1, 366 nucleotides. The record is from the annotation of a GenBank genome assembly. NCBI's taxonomy places the organism in Eukaryota, Euglenozoa, Kinetoplastea, Trypanosomatida, Trypanosomatidae.